GUCACUAAGCGCCAUCUUGUAACUGCAAACAUUCAUUACUCCAGUGGGUUACUGUUGGCACCAUGACUGCUAUAUGGUUUGUAUUUUUUCUUUAAAGUUCAGUCUAAAAGAAAAAGGGGGGUGGGUGUCACCGAAAUGAUGCACACCUUGACAAAAAUUGCUUGAUAUAUUUGUUAAAUGUGCGAUUUUGUCAAGAAUGAAAAUAAAGGCUAAUUGAAGGACGAAAUAUGAUCGUUUGUGUUACAUCCGACGGUCCACAAUAGUUAACGUGGGUUGGCCACCUCUGGAAUAUCAUUUUUUUUUAAAAUUAAUUUUUGUGAGGACCCUUGACGUCAGGGUGUAUAUAACAGUCAGGACAAUAGUUUGGUGGUCUACGGCCCGACAAGAUGGUUUCCAUGACGUGUCUCAUCAUCAUCGGACUACUUCUCACGGUCUCGUGGACGGGUAAAUGGAAAUUUUCAUUUUAAAAAUAUUUAAGACUUUGUAAAACGCAUCACACAAAAAAGUUGGUACCAACAAUGUUGUUGUUAUGAACGCCUAAUAUAACAAGAAAGUAUUGUACUGGACAUGUCAAUGGCCUUGUUCUUUUUGUUUUCGACAUCAGAGAGAACUUAGCCUAUGUCCACGGCUUAGUCUUGCUAAACUUUUGUCUACGGCUUAGUCUUGCUAAACUUUUGUCUACGACUUAGUCUUGCUAAACUUUUGUCGACGGCUUAGUCUUGCUAAACUUUUGUCUACGACUUAGUCUUGCUAAACUUUUGUCUACGAUUUAGUCUUGCUAAACUUUUCUCUACGACUUAGUCUUGCUAAACUUUAGUCCAAGGCUUAGUCCUGUUAAACCUUUUGUCUAGGACUUAGUCUUGCUAAACUUUUGUCUACGACUAAGUCUUGCAUAAUUUUUGUCGAAUGCUUAGUCUUGCUAAACUUUUAAAUAUUCUAUUUGAUUUUUGUGAAGCCUGGACAUAAUUAAAAUAGUUUCAAAAUAAUCUUUUAAAAUUCUUGAUGUUCAUCGAAUAAGCCAUAUGAUAUUCAAAUAUUAUUCCAGUUAAAUACCUAUGAAAAAAACACUAAAUGUUAGAGCUGUCUUCAAGGAUUUUUGUUGUAAAAAAAAAUCAAAAUCAAACAACAACAUACUUAUAUCUUUGUUUGUUUCGUCCUCGUCUAGGUUUUCACAUAACCUGUGAUUCAUAUCACCUAUGGUGUUAGCUAGGCAUCUCAAAGCCUUCAUAUAGCAUUCAGUAUCAAUCUAACAUAGGGUAUGACUCUUGAAAUCCAGCACGAGGUGGUCUUUAUUUAACACCAUUGUUCAACCUUUUGGACUACUGUCCCCGGGGUCAAAUCCUUAAAAGAAUACCAUUUGGUUGAUUUGAUAGAAUGAGACAUCUGAAGCCAUGGGGAUCAUGUGGACUUAACCCCGCUGGUCACUGGCCAUACACGAUCUCUCACAAAUAUGUUCAUUCCCAAAGUUUAAAAAAAAUAUCGUGUGUUAUACCCCCAUCCACUUAAGCCCCAUCCACUUAAGCCCCAUCCACUUAAGCCCCAUCCACUUAAGCCCCAUCCAUUUAAGCCCAUCCACUUAAGCCCCAUCAACUUAACCCCCCAUCAACUUAAGCCUCAUCCACUUAACCCCCAUCAACUUAAGCCCCAUCCACUUAAGCCCCACCAACUUAACCCCCAUCAACUUAAGCCCCAUCAACUUAAGCCCCAUCAACUUAAGCCCCAUCAACUUAAGCCCCAUCAACUUAAGCCCCAUCAACUUAAGCCCCAUCCACUUAAGCCCCAUAAACCAAAUGUGUAAAAAGCGAAGAAGGAAGAUUUAAUCAUCGAUAAUUAUCGUUUACUUUUUCUUUUUUUAGCAAGCUCCACUACAGAUGACGACAUAACUAUCCGAAAUGAGCUAAAAGAUAUCAGACUAAGACUAAAUGACCUUGAGAUAUUCAAGACAAAAAUCAGCUCAAGAUUCGCGCUGGCUGCGGGCGCUCUAUUCGAGAUCUCCCCGGAGUUUGAAGGCAGGCGUUAUUACCUCUCCAAAAGAACCGGAGGUGCUGCCAUCCCAGUGUCCGAGGCCACUUGUGAACUUUUUGGAGGGUACCUCGUCGAGAUCGAUGACCUGAAAGAGUAUCGCUUUGUUCAGAAUUUCAUUCGAAACCAUUCCUCAGACUUCUUUGGUGUUUACACAGGCGGCAACGAUGAAGAUCGCGAGGGGACGUGGGUCUAUCGCCACAGCAAGGAACCAGCAGUGUUGCUAGACUGGACUCCUGGACAACCAACCAAUGACGUUGACGGAGAUUGUUUGAUUUUAUUGAACCGGAACGACUGGAGGAUGGACGACUUCCGGUGCUACUACGACAACUCGGACACCAGAUUUAUGUGUGAAGUACCGAUGGAAUAGAAUUGCUCAGUACCGCUAUCACGGUAUACAAAUCAUUGUCAUGAUAAGUGAUUGACAUCGAUAAUAUUUCUGUGUACUUUGUAAGUGAUAUGUUAAGAUUUUUAUCUGAAUAGCGUGUAUAGCUCUAAACCAUUAAAACAAAGCUAC
This is a messenger RNA of Lymnaea stagnalis (great pond snail), 2539 nucleotides long. Lineage: Eukaryota; Metazoa; Mollusca; Gastropoda; Lymnaeidae. The record is from the annotation of a GenBank genome assembly.